Molecule: messenger RNA, 1692 nt
Organism: Cuscuta campestris
Lineage: Eukaryota; Viridiplantae; Streptophyta; Magnoliopsida; Solanales; Convolvulaceae
Source: the annotation of a GenBank genome assembly
CAACGGCGGUAAGAAAUCCAAGGAGGACGAGAAUUUUUCCUCCAUCACUCCUGCGCAAUUGGGGGAGAUGAGGGGAGUCAUUCCUCCUGAUUAUGGCGUCCAGAAAGCCACGGGUACUACUUUGGAGCGCAAUCCUGACACCUCCCGCCGACUGGUCGUCCACUACGACUCGGUGAGGAUGGGAUGCCGCUUCCCUCUCCAUCCCCUCUUGGUCGAACUUUGCAACCGCUACGCCAUACCUCUCGGUCAGAUUUCCUCGAACUCCCACGAGAGUCUUUUUGGCUUCUUGGCGCGGUGUCACAAGAGAGGCAUCCAACCCACUCUGAAGCUCUUCCUCUCUUUCUUCCGUCCCCACAAGUAUGAUGGUGAGUUGGGCCGGGGGUUCGUGAGCUUCACGGCCCGGACCGAUAUGCAAUUUUUGGAUAGCCCGGUCGACAAACUUGACGAUUGGUUCCGCCGCUUCUUCGUGGUGGUAGUUCCCGAAGAUCUUCCCUUCCCCAACGUGUGGCGGAAGAAGGAAGAUAAGUUCCCUUCUCACCUUUUUCCCCCUCGCGACUCCGAGCUCGAGGGGGUCUUCCGUCUUCUUCGCAAGAACGGCCAUCCGGUCCCCCGCGCGCUCCUCCUCAAGGACUCGUAUUUUCGGGGUCUCGGAUUCUGGGUGUCUCCCGAUAUUCCUCCUCAAGAGCCGUCGGGAGACACAACUUCCUCUUGGGUUCCUCCUUUCAGGAGCACUCGACUCCGUCGGCGAUCUUCUCGAGGGGAUCCUUCUCCGGAGGAGGACACCGAGGCCGAAGAAGUAGGGUCCGCGACGGGGGCCCUAUCUCUGGCGCUUGCCGACCAACCUCCCCUUUCGGAAGAGGUGGUGGUUGAGGACGUCUCCGAAGAUGAUGGCCUCUACGACUUCCCUCCGGGGACCCUGAGGGUGUCCGGCCUUAUCCCCGGCGUUCCUCACACUCCUCUCUUUGGCAGGGGAACUUCUUCUUCGGCUCAGCCCAUGGGCCCACUAGGUUUCCACCCCCAAACCAGUGGGCCCCUUCCGACAGGGCGCGCCACUGGUUCGCAAGGGUCCCUUGAGCCGCCUCACGUUCAGGUGGCCAGGAUUGGGAUUCCGUGUAGCACGGAAUCUCCUUGGGAAUAUUCCCCCUCCUCUAGCUGUGGGGGGGACGAAGCAAUUUCCCAGCCCCAAACGUCCAAUAUCCUUAAUUUUGCAAAUUCUGCGGCGGAGAAUAUUUUUGGGACUCCCUUUGGUCAUGGCGACGUUCCUCUCCCCGGAACAAAUAUCCAUCAGUCUUUUUUGGAGACGGAGGAGUUAAUUCGGUCCUCCAGUUUUGGGAAGGCCACUGUCCCAUCCUCCAUCCGUCCCACUGCCAUCCCCGGUCCCUCAAUUCAGGAGACCGGGUCUUCCUCUUCUUCUCAGGUCCGCCACAAGAGGGGCCGGAACUCCACCCCUCUCCCCGGUUCUCUGGUGUCCGCCGGUCCUCCCAUGGGGACCGCCGAUGAUGNGAAGAAGAUGGGUCCCUCAAAACUGCUCCCAAAGGCUGGUCCGUCAUGAUUCUCACUGGGUGAGCUUGGAAAUAGGGAGUUAACCUCUUGACAGUUACCACCACCGCCAAAACACAUUUUUCCAAGGGAGUGUACCUUGUUUCCGGUCCUCUUAAGGCCCUGCUUGUGUAAUAAACUGGCUUUUGGACU